ACCUCUUAAGUAAUGAAUUUCUGCAAAAAAAAAAAAAAACAUCUCCACAAUUUACUGUAUUUGGUGUGAGCUGCUGCUGGCCGUCUGAAGGGGAAAAAAAGGGGGUGGGGAAAGUUAGAGUUGUUCAAGUCUUGAGGCAUGCUGUGCUCACUGGGUACUUGACAUCAGUGCACUUUGGGUGGACAUGAUCAUGGAGCGACCGCGGGGAUUAAGCAUAUAUGUUUUGGUGUUAUUUAUUGUAUCAAAGGCUUUGGGGUCCAAUAUCUGCACGUCUCGAGGCGUGAGCACGUGCCAACAGUGCCUCGCUGUGCACCCAAGCUGUGCCUGGUGCUUCCAAGAGGACUUUGGGCAGGGCAAGACGGGGGUGUCUCGUUGUGACCUAAAGAAGAGCCUCAAAGCAGCAGGAUGUUCAGACCGCUCACUGGAGAACCCUAAAAGUGGUAUGACCGUCGAGGAGGACAGGCCACUCAGCAACAAGGCUUCAGGGUCCACCAUGGACGUCACACAAAUUCAGCCCCAGAAACUCCACAUCACUCUGAGACCAGGCGAUUCCAAGCGCUUCACGGUGAAGGUGCGACAGGUGGAGGACUACCCUGUAGAUCUGUACUACCUGAUGGACCUCUCCUACUCCAUGAACGACGACCUGCGCAGCUUGCGGAUGCUGGGCAACGACCUCGCCAAAGCCAUCAACCAGACCACCAGCAACCUGCGCAUGGGAUUCGGCGCUUUCGUGGACAAGCCAGUCUCGCCCUACAUGUACAUAUCUCCGCCGGAGGCUGUGCAGAACCCCUGCUUCGGCUUGAACCGGAACCCAAGCGUGUGUGAGCCUCAGUUUGGGUACAAGCACGUUCUGUCCCUGACAGAGAAGGUGGGCCGGUUCACAGAGGAGGUCAAGAAGCAGAUUGUGUCGCGGAACAGGGACGCCCCCGAGGGUGGCUUCGACGCGAUCAUACAAGCGGCUGUUUGCAAGGAGAGAAUUGGCUGGAGACCAGGUGCAUCUCACCUGCUGGUGUUCACCACCGAUGCCAAGACCCACAUCGCUCUGGACGGGCGACUGGCUGGCAUUGUGCAGCCCAACGAUGGAAAAUGCCACAUGGGUUCAGACAACAUGUACUCCAUGUCCACUAUACUGGACUACCCCUCUCUAGCUUUGAUAACAGAAAAAAUGUCGGAGAAUAACAUUAAUCUCAUCUUUGCGGUCACUAGCCCUGUGCAACCUCUGUAUAAGAACUACAGUGAACUCAUCCCUGGAACAACAGUUGGGAUCUUGUCUAGUAACUCAAGCAAUGUGAUUCAGCUCAUCCUUGCUGCUUACGCUAAAAUCCGUUCCAAGGUGGAGCUGGAGCUCCAGGGAAUUCCAGAGGAGCUGAGUUUGUCCUUCAACGCCACCUGCCUGAAUGGGGAGGUCAUUCCCGGUCAAAAAUCCUGCUCUGGCCUCAAGAUAGGAGACACUGUGUCCUUUAGCGUGGAUGUGCGUAUGCGGGGCUGCCCCAAGAAGAAGAAGAAGACCUUCACCCUGAAGCCAGUGGGCUUCAAGGACACACUGCAGAUCACCGUCACCUUCGAGUGCGAGUGCAAGUGCCAGGCUAAGGUGGAGCCUGACAGCCCUAUUUGCCAUGGGGGCAACGGAACAUACGAGUGUGGUGUCUGCCUGUGCCACCCAGGGCGUCUGGGCCCGCGCUGCGAGUGUGCGGAGGGCGACUACAGCCCCGAGGAGCAGGACAAGUGCAGCGGAAGCCCAGACAAGGCGGUGUGCAGCGGGCGGGGCGACUGCGUGUGUGGCCAGUGCGUGUGUCAUGCCAGCGACUUUGGCAAGGUGUGGGGCACGAUGUGCGAGUGUGAUGACUUCAACUGCCUGCGCUACAAGGGGGAGCUGUGCUCAGGUCAUGGCAAAUGCUAUUGCGGUUCGUGUCAGUGUGACCCCGACUGGAAGGGGGAGAACUGUAACUGCUCCACCCGCACGGACACCUGCAUGUCCAGCUUGGGUCUGCUGUGCAGCGGGCGGGGCCAGUGUGUGUGUGGCAGCUGUGAGUGCACCCAGCCCGGGGCCUACGGCACCACCUGUGAGAAGUGCCCCACCUGCCCCGACGCCUGCACCAUGAAGAAGGAGUGUGUUGAAUGCAAACACUUUCAAAGAGGGAAGCUCUUUGAGGACAAAACUUGCGCUCGUAUCUGCAGAGAUGAGAUCCGGCUAGUGGAUGAUAUAGUCUUCCAUGAUAACAACGCGGUCAACUGCACCUACAAGGAUGAGAACGACUGUGUGGAGCGCUUCCAGUACUAUGAAGAGGCCAGUGGUCAGUCUGUCCUCUUUGUGGUCGAAGAGCCAGACUGUCCUAAGGGCCCCGACAUCCUGGUGGUGCUGCUGUCGGUGGCGGGGGCCAUCCUCUUCCUGGGCCUGGCCACUCUGCUCAUCUGGAAGCUGCUGGUCACCAUCCACGACCGACGCGAGUUUGCCAGGUUUGAGGAGGAGCGGGCACGCGCUAAAUGGGACACGGGCCACAACCCUCUUUACAAAGGAGCCACCUCCACCUUCACAAACAUCACCUACCGGGGCAAUAAGGACUGACCUUACCCAGUCCCAGUCAGGAAAUGAUUGACACCAGCUGGGAGGACAGGCUUUGCUAAAAAGGCUUCAAUCCACAGGCAGUGUGGAGUGUCUUCCCCUUAGACCUUUCUACCUGUGCAGGCCCUACUGUUGUAGAAUGAGGAUGUAACAUGAUUAUUCUUUUAUGUGUGUGUGUCACCGCUGGAAAUACAAGAGCUUGUACAGUAUGUGACUGAUGGUUUGAGACUAAAUCGAAACUCUUUUUCUCUUUAUUUGUAUGUGUCCCCAUCUCAAACAAUGCCUGCAAAAACACCCUAACAAACCUUUUUUGUUAAUUGAAAAAGCCAAACAAUUUCAUCUGGAGACAUUGUCGUCCACAUAAAACCAAUGGAUGGAGGGAACUGCCUUGUGAACAGGCUUCUUUUUCUUUUUUUUUUGUCUGUCUUUUUUUGUUUAGUUUGAACGCCUGGGGAGAUAGCUAAUCACACUCGGCUGACACAGCAUGAGACUUCCUCCUUCCUUCCUCCAACCGUCACCCCCGUCAUCUUGUUUGAGUACGAGCCUCUUAGGAUAAAAGCACUUGGGAUGACAGUUAUAGCUGGAGCUGUUGCCCCCUUUUCACAGAGCUUGUCAAGAUAUGGUAGUAUUGGUGGCCUCAUCAGCUGUAAAGUUACACAAGUUGACUGUUUUUGCUCUCAUCACGGUAUGCGUUCUUCAAGUUAAAGCAGUUAAUGACCAUUGAUUUUAACAUUAAAGAUGCAGUCUGUUAUUCAGUUUUGUGAAAGGUUAAUGAUAUUUGCGCUUGAACAGCCUAUCAAAUUACACUCUUCCCUUCUGAGCUCCUGAUGCAUGUGUGUUGAUUGGCUGGGAUUGUUUAUGGCUCGGUCCGAGCCACAAUGUUUGCUUCCCAUUUAGAGAGCCAGGACUGUGUUUAAACACACUGAAGUUAUUUGACCACAGACACUGAAUGGACAGCUAAAGGACCAUGAGGAGCAAUUUGCUGAAUUUUACAAAAAGUGUAUGGGAUUAGAAUUGCGGACUGUGUCUUUAAAUUCCAAUUGCAAUUUGGAGUCUUAUUUAUUUUGUCUUUCUAUAGUGAGGUUUAUGUAAGUUGUAAAGUCAGCUGGUUACCUUUGCCAGAACAUGUUACAGAACUCCAUCGGCCGCUUCAUCUACUGUAUUUAUUGUGACCCGUCGUUACUAAUUACAUGUUCUGAAAAUUAGACGACUGCACACAGACUGAACCGCAACACACUGGGAAUUUAAUGACAGGUGUCACUGUUGAAGACACACACAAACACGCACACGCACACACACACACACACACACACACACACACACACACACACACACACACACACACACACACACACACACACACACACACAGACACACACACAAGUGUCUAACAGACAGAGGGCUUUAUGGUGCCUGUUGCCAUUAUUUGUGUUUGAAUCAUCAGAUACAAAAAGGGAGAGAGAAAAAUCCAGUGGUUGCAUUUGGUGCUUGUUCUUAAAUGAUGUUUUGAUUUUAAUUGAAUUUUUUGUUCUCACAGUUUUCUAAAUGAAAAAUAAGAUCACCAUUGUCACAUUUGUUCUUUGCAGUAUGAAAGUUGUCACAAGAGAUUAUUACAAAAUAAAAUAUUUUGUAUAUA
Molecule: messenger RNA, 4199 nt
Organism: Clupea harengus (Atlantic herring)
Lineage: Eukaryota; Metazoa; Chordata; Actinopteri; Clupeiformes; Clupeidae
Product: integrin beta-3-like
Biological process (GO): cell-matrix adhesion; platelet aggregation; integrin-mediated signaling pathway
Cellular component (GO): integrin complex; focal adhesion; cell surface
Molecular function (GO): fibrinogen binding; fibronectin binding; integrin binding
Source: RefSeq, a predicted model, not a curated record